Peromyscus eremicus (cactus mouse) is the source of this 8643-nucleotide messenger RNA. RefSeq names its product suppressor of glucose, autophagy associated 1 (gene Mtcl2). Bases 280 to 5247 code for a protein of 1655 amino acids. Lineage: Eukaryota; Metazoa; Chordata; Mammalia; Rodentia; Cricetidae. The record is from RefSeq and is a predicted model, not a curated record. The transcript has 15 exons. Gene Ontology annotation, biological process: regulation of autophagy; insulin receptor signaling pathway.
UCGCUCCGAGGGCGCGGCGAGGCGGAGGGGGCGGGCACCGGGCGGAGCCGGAGCCGGAGUCGCGGUGCCUGGAGGAGAUCGGGCCGCGCGCUGCGAGCACAAAGUAGCGGAGAGGCCGCGCGGCGCGGGCCAGGGCCCGAGCGUAGUCCCCGGACGCAGGAGGCCGGAGCGCAGUCGCGGCCUGAGCGGCGGGAGCGCAUCCGGGACCCGCCGCAGGGACCCCCAGACCGGCCGCUCCCGGGCCAUGCGCGCCGCUCGCUGAGACCCGGGGAGGCCGCGAUGGAGGCGCCAGCGGGAGAGUCAUCGGCGCGGGGCUUCUGCCCCCCGCCUGCUCCCGCGCCCGCCACGGAAAGGAAGAAGAGCCACCGCGCGCCAUCGCCAGCCCGGCCCAAGGACGUGGCCGGCUGGUCUCUGGCCAAGGGCCGCCGCGGCACAGGCCCGGGCGCCGCUGCAGCCUGUGGCGCCGCGUCCUCGGCGAGGCCGGACAAGAAGGGGCGCACGGUGACGCCUGGAGCCCGGGGCUCGGGGCCGCGGGUGGCCGGGGUGCGCACGGGGGUCCGCGCCAAGGGCCGCCCUCGUCCGGGUACCGGGCCGCGCCCGCCGCCGCCGCCGCCCAGCCUCACCGACAGCAGCUCAGAGGUGUCGGACUGCGCGUCGGAGGAGGCGCGCCUGCUGGGCCUGGAGCUGGCGCUGAGCAGCGACGCCGAGUCUGCGGCGGGUGGCCCGGCGGGGACCCGCACCGGGCAGCCGCCCCAACCCGCACCGUCGGGGCAGCAGCCUCCGCGGCCGCCCGCCUCCCCGGAUGAGCCGUCGGGGGCAGCAUCGUCGGUGGGCAGCAGCCGCCUGCCACUCAGCGCCUCGCUCGCCUUCUCCGACCUCACCGAGGAGAUGCUGGACUGCGGGCCCGGCGGCUUGGUGCGGGAGCUGGAAGAGCUGCGUUCCGAGAACGACUAUCUCAAGGAUGAGAUUGAGGAGCUGCGGGCUGAGAUGCUGGAGAUGCGGGAUGUCUACAUGGAGGAAGAUGUGUACCAGCUGCAGGAGCUCCGGCAGCAGCUGGACCAAGCCAGCAAGACCUGUCGCAUCCUGCAGUACCGACUGCGUAAAGCCGAGCGCCGCAGCCUCCGUGCAGCCCAGACAGGCCAGGUGGAUGGUGAGCUCAUCCGUGGUCUGGAGCAGGAUGUCAAGGUUUCUAAGGACAUCUCCAUGCGGCUUCAUAAGGAGCUGGAGGUGGUGGAGAAGAAGCGGAUGAGGCUGGAGGAGGAGAACGAGGGGCUUCGGCAGAGGCUCAUCGAGACGGAGCUGGCCAAGCAGGUGCUACAAACGGAGCUGGAUCGUCCCAGAGAGCAUUCCUUGAAGAAAAGAGGAACCCGAUCUCUGGGGAAGACAGACAAGAAGCCCACUGCACAGGAGGACAGCGCAGACCUAAAAUGCCAGCUGCAUUUUGCAAAGGAGGAGUCAGCCCUCAUGUGCAAGAAGCUCACCAAGCUGGCCAAGGAAAACGACAGCAUGAAGGAGGAGCUGCUCAAGUACCGCUCCUUGUAUGGGGACCUGGACGCAGCCCUGUCCGCGGAGGAGCUGGCGGAUGCUCCGCACUCCCGCGAGACAGAGCUGAAGGUGCACCUGAAGCUGGUGGAGGAGGAGGCCAACUUGCUGAGCCGGCGCAUCGUGGAGCUGGAGGUGGAGAACCGGGGCCUCCGGGCCGAGAUGGACGACAUGAAGGACCACGGGGGUGGCGGGGGCCCUGAGGCCCGGUUGGCCUUCUCUGCUCUGGGUGGUGAAUGCGGGGAGAGCCUGGCUGAGCUGCGGCGCCACCUGCAGUUUGUGGAAGAGGAGGCUGAGCUGCUGCGGCGCUCUUCGGCUGAGCUGGAGGACCAGAACAAGUUGCUGCUGAACGAGCUGGCCAAAUACCGCUCGGAGCACGAGCUGGAUGUGACUCUGUCAGAGGACAGCUGCUCGGUGCUCAGCGAGCCCUCGCAGGAGGAGCUCGCGGCCGCCAAACUGCAGAUCGGCGAGCUCAGCGGCAAGGUCAAGAAGCUGCAGUAUGAGAACCGCGUGCUCCUCUCCAACCUGCAGCGCUGCGACCUGGCCUCUUGCCAGAGCACACGCCCCAUGCUGGAGACAGACGCCGAGGCUGGGGACUCUGCGCAGUGCGUGCCCGCUCCUCUGGGCGAGGCGCUGGAGCCCCACACUGCCCGGCUCUGCAGGGCCCGCGAGGCCGAGGCGCUGCCCGGGCUGCGGGAGCAGGCCGCUCUGGUCAGCAAGGCCAUCGACGUCCUGGUGGCUGAUGCCAAUGGCUUCUCGGUUGGCCUCCGGCUGUGCCUGGACAAUGAGUGUGCAGACUUGCGGUUGCACGAGGCACCUGAUAACAGUGAGGGACCCAGGGAUGCCAAGCUCAUCCAUGCCAUCCUGGUGCGGCUGAGUGUGCUGCAGCAGGAACUGAACACUUUCACACGCAAGGUGGAUGUGGCCUUGGGUAGCUCUGGCAAGGAGCAACCUGAGCCCUUCCCUGCGCUACCCGCCUUGGGCUCCCAGGGGUCCUCUAAGGAGAUCAUGCUGGCCAAAGACCUUGGCUCUGACUUCCAGCCAUCUGACUUCAGAGAUCUGCUGGAAUGGGAGCCUAGGAUCCGAGAGGCCUUCCGUGCUGGUGACUUGGACUCCAAGCCUGACCCUAGUCGGAACUUCAGGCCUUAUCGAGCUGAAGAUAAUGAUUCCUAUGCCUCUGAGAUCAAAGAGCUUCAACUGGUCCUGGCCGAGGCCCACGACAGCCUCCGGGGCUUGCAAGAGCAGCUGUCCCAGGAGCGGCAGCUCCGGAAGGAGGAGGCAGACAGCUUCAACCAGAAAGUGGUCCAGCUAAAAGAAGACCAGCAGAGGGCGCUGCUGAGGCGGGAGUUCGAGCUGCAGAGUCUGAGCCUCCAAAGGAGGCUGGAGCAGAAAUUCUGGAGCCAGGAGAAGAACAUCCUGGUGCAGGAGUCCCAGCAGUUCAAGCACAACUUCCUGCUGCUCUUCAUGAAGCUCAGGUGGUUCCUGAAGCGCUGGCGGCAGGGCAAGGUCCUGCCCCACGAGGAGGAUGAUUUCCUGGAGGUAAACAGCAUGAAGGAACUGUACCUGCUCAUGGAGGAAGAAGAGAUGAACGCCCAACACUCGGAUAACAAGGCCUGCACAGGGGACAGCUGGACCCAGAACACGCCUAAUGAGUACGUCAAGACCCUGGCUGACAUGAAGGUCACACUGAAGGAGCUGUGCUGGCUGCUGCGGGACGAGCGUCGCGGUCUGACUGAGCUUCAGCAGCAGUUUGCAAAGGCUAAGGCCACAUGGGAGACGGAGCGGGCAGAGCUCAAGGGCCAUGCCUCACAAAUGGAGCUGAAGGCUGGGAAGGGUGCCAGCGAGAGGCCCGGGCCCGACUGGAAGGCUGCGCUGCAGCGGGAGCGGGAAGAACAGCAACACCUCCUGGCGGAGUCCUACAGCGCCGUCAUGGAGCUGACGCGGCAGCUGCAGAUCAGCGAGCGCCACUGGAGCCAGGAGAAGCUGCAGCUGGUGGAGCGGCUGCAGGGCGAGAAGCAGCAGGUGGAGCAGCAGGUGAAGGAGCUGCAGAACCGCCUCAGUCAGCUGCAGAAGGCUGCUGAACCCUGGGUCCUGAAGCACUCAGACUUGGAAAAGCAGGACAACAACUGGAAAGAGACACGAAGUGAGAAGAUCCACGACAAGGAGAAUGUUUCUGAAGCUGAGCUUGGGGGAACCGGCUUAAAGAGGACCAAAUCAGUUUCCUCCAUGUCUGAGUUUGAAAGUUUGCUUGACUGCUCCCCCUACCUUGCUGGUGGAGAUGCCCGGAACAAGAAGCUGCCCAACAGCCCUGCUUUUGCCUUUGUGAGUACUGAGCCGGGGGAGCCUGAGAAAGAUGCCAAGGAAAAGCCUGGGCUUUCCACCCGGGACUGCGGCCGCAUGGGUACCCUGGCUUGCCAGGAGCCUGCAGGGAGGCAGAUGCAGCGCAGCUACACGGCUCCAGACAAGACGGGCAUACGAGUCUACUACAGUCCCCCGGUGGCCCGGCGCCUGGGUGUCCCUGUGGUCCAUGACAAGGAGGGCAAGAUCCUCAUUGAACCAGGCUUCCUCUUCACCACAGCCAAGCCCAAGGAGUCAGCCGAGGCAGAUGGGCUGGCUGAGAGCUCCUAUAGCCGGUGGCUUUGCAACUUCUCCCGGCAGCGACUGGAUGGAGGAUCCGGGGGCAACACCUCGGGUUCCGGGUCUGCUUUCCCUGCAGCCUUGCAUGACUUUGAGAUGUCCGGCAACAUGAGCGAUGACAUGAAGGAGAUCACCAACUGUGUGCGGCAGGCCAUGCGCUCUGGCUCCCUGGAGAGGAAGGUGAAGAGCACAUCCAGCCAGACGGUGGGCCUGGCCAGUGUGGGCACGCAGACCAUUCGGACGGUCAGUGUGGGCCUGCAGACUGACCCACCCCGCAGCAGCCUCCAUAGCAAGAGCUGGUCACCCCGCAGCUCCUCGCUCAUGUCAGUACGCAGCAAGCAGAUCUCCUCUUCCCUGGACAAGGUCCAUUCGCGCAUUGAGCGGCCAUGCUGCUCGCCUAAGUAUGGCUCCCCCAAGCUCCAGAGGCGAUCAGUGUCCAAGCUGGACAGCACCAAGGACCGCAGCUUGUGGAACCUGCACCAAGGCAAGCAGAAUGGCUCGGCCUGGGCCCGCUCCACCACCACACGGGAUAGCCCCGUGCUGAGGAACAUCAACGAUGGGCUGUCCAGCCUCUUCAGCGUGGUGGAGCACUCAGGGAGCACAGAAUCUGUCUGGAAACUGGGCAUGUCUGAGGCCCGAACCAAGCCCGAGCCUCCCAAGUAUGGCAUUGUGCAGGAGUUCUUCCGGAAUGUGUGUGGCCGGGCACCGAGCCCCACUACUGCAGCGGGAGAGGAGAGUUCCAAGAAACCCGAACCUCUUUCCCCUGCCAGCUACCAUCAACCUGAGGGUGUAGCCAGGAUUCUGAAUAAGAAGGCAGCCAAGACAGGCAGUAGUGAAGAGGUCAGACCCACCAUGCUCUCCCAGGUGGGGAAGGAUGGUGUCCUUCGGGAUGGAGAUGGCGCCUUGAUCCUCUCCAGUGAGGAUGCUGUUUGUGACUGUAGUGCCCAGUCCCUCGCCUCCUGCUUCGUCCGGCCAUCCCGCAACACCAUCCGACACUCUCCUUCCAAGUGCAGACUGCACCCUUCAGAGUCGGGCUGGGGCGGGGAGGAGAGGGCAGCCCCGCAGUGAGUCCUAGGGCAGCCAAGCUCCCGCCUCAAGCAGCCCAGACCCUGGAGAUGAGACAAGGGGUCACGUCCUCAGCCUCACUCUGCCCAGGAGGAACAGCAGCUGUACCACUGCCAGAGAAGAGCUUUUCAAGGUAAAGCAGGGUGUCCCGCUGACUGCUGGGAGGUGACCUCUGAUUUCCAGGGGAAGGCAGUGAGCAGGAGAAAGACCAAACCUGGGUAAUCAGGACUCUGAGCCUCAAAAGCACCUGAAGAGCUCCACAAGUCAUCUCUGGAUCCUAAAGGGGGCCUAGUACCACCCACACCACUUCUUAGAAGGAUCUAGAAAAGGAGGGAUUUCUGGUCAGGCUCGAGGAAUGGGGCUCACAGAGAUGGGCCCUACCUAACCACAUGCGGAGAAGCCACCGAGAAGACUGGUUUUUGCUUAGGGCCCAGCUUGCCGCUCCUGAAGAGUGGGUGGGCUGGGUGGUGUCAUCAUCACUUCUUGCUUCCUCCUCCUAGCUCUGCUGAUCCAGUUGCUAGGCCUUCUUGGAACAGGGAAGGGGGAUAUGAUAGAGCAGAAGCCAGGGCCAAGUACACUUGGGAUCCUGGAGCCCUGGAUCCCCCCUCCUGUACCCACAUGUAACAAGAACUGGGAGGCAGCUAGGAGUGUGUAAGGUUCAUAAUUGGAGGCCAGAAGAGCUGGCUCCCUUGUCAAGGUGACUUGAAAGCCCGACUUUCAUAGGAGACUCCGUGAGAACAGAAAUGGGUAGGGUCCAUCUCGACACCUGACGCAGAGGUAAAAGCCUACAUGCCAUGCCUUGAUCCCUAGGGCCUCUUUCUUGGUAGCAGGAAUGGGUGCCAUAAUCCUGCAGCAAGUAGGGGCAGAAAUGCUCCCUGGGAGAGACUCUAUUGGUCAGGCCAGGCCAGAGAAAAGCGCCAAAAGGCCAGUGUCCCAGGACGCAGCCCAAGACAAGGGCCUACAAACAUUUCUUGCCUAGAUUGUUUAUUUGAAUUUUUCAUACUAUAAAUAUUUAAGGUGAUUUACUUUAUUUUAAUAAUUUAACUUACCAGCCCCCCGAAGCCCUUAAGGUAAUUUAUUAGAGGUUUUCUUGCCGCUGGGACAAUGUGGGGCUUAUGACACCAUGGAGUCCCUCACGUAGCUGAGGCAACUCAGCACCAGGCUCAGAUGGCCUGGUUUCAUCGGAAGGGCCCUUGGCAGAGCUGGGGCUCAGCACCUUGGUACCCCAGUGCCGCUGGCCAUUUAGUCUCAGAUCACGACAUUUUACUCAUCGCCUGGUACUUGGCCUGGCCUCUACAGGCCAGACUGUAAAUACUUCAGACAAAGUGUAGGGCAGAAUGAUGUCAUCACUCCCCAGACAUCCUCCGUGAUCCUUCUCAUCCCUCCCGUUCCUCCAACACCUUUUCUCCCGAGUCAAACAUAGAUGACCGUAGCUGCAGCUCUGCUGUGAGCACAGCGACCCUCCACGUUCCCCAUGUGAGACCUCACAGGAAAACAGGAUGGACUUGUAGAAUGUUGUCUACCGCAGCUUUGCACAUGGAUCUGAGAGUGUCUACCAGCCCUUCUCUUAGCCUUAUAGCCACUCACGCUCUCCUUCUAGCCCCAGCUCUACUGCCUGCCCUUCCUGCACCCCUAGGAGUCGCCUGAGCCACACCAGUGUAACUCAGACCACAGUAUCGGGAGCUCACAUGCCUCCCCUUGGUGCCAAUCAACCAAUUUCACUUGUGCACGGGAUGUGCUGCCCUCCUGUUCCUGGCUGGGGACCUGGACUCAUCUAAGGAUGGAUUGGUGUCGUGCAGAGUUCCCCAUCAGAAAGGCAGAGAGCCAGCUGCACAGCGAGUUUCCUCCAGACUAGGGAGAUGCCUCUGCACUCCCACCUACCAGUUUCCAGGCUACCUUUUUGGGGACACCUGGAACAGUUACCCAAAGCCCCACGACCCCAUUCCCUAUGGGCAGUAUACCAGGGUCAGUCCAUCCCACCAGCUGUUGCCUCGUGUCCUAGUGACUUGCAUGGGCAGAGUCAGCAGGCCAGUGGACCUUGGGCCAGGUCCCUCCAGGAUGCUACUGCUCUCCUCCAAGAGGUCAGAGGCCCCUCUAAGGUUAUCUCCAGCUGAGGGGACCACACCAGGCCACAAGCCACCAGAGGCCUUCUGCCACCUCCCAGAGCUGCUGAGAGCCAGGGAGGCUUGAAGAAAAGUCCCCAUAGACCUGAACCCCAGGGCUUAGGGGCCACUCAGCCUUACCAUCGUCUCCCAUCUGGGUUGUUUUGCGUUUCCGCUGUCUCAGCACCUGGCCCCCGUGGCCCCCAGCAGGUGUUGCAAGCUCCAAGUCUUGGUUUUCAGUCCCUGUUUCUAACUCUGGCUUGCCACUGUGCAAGGCCCUUGUCACUGUCCCCGUAGAAGCCCCUGGACAUAGGGCUUGAUGGGGUUGAACAUGUUACAUGUAAAUAUUGGUUUGAUUUGAUCUUUAGCAUUUUCCUUGGUAACUGGUUCUGUUUUCUUUUGGGGGGGGGUGGAAGGGUUGGUAUGUAAAUCUCUCUACUCUUUCGAAAUGUAAUUUCUAAGUGUGUUUGUUUCUUCAAAUGCCUUUUAUGUCUUGGUAACAUUCCCAAAGCAGAAAACUGCCUGGCCUACAUGGGGCACUCCCCGGAGGCCUGGGGUCGUGGGAAGGAGCAUCGCCCUUCCUCCCAAUCCAUCCUCUUUCUGUCCACCUCCGCCUUUCUCCUCCUUUUCCUUCAGCCCUCUACCUCCUUUUCCCCAUCUCUCUUUCUCUCUUAGCCAAUGUCCCAAGGAACCCUGGGGUCCCCUCCUCUAACAGAUUGCCUGGCUUGAACCCAUAGGGUUGACACAAAUUGGCGGGCGGCAUGAGGGUGAGUUACAUGAUUGAAACUAAACUAGGUCUCACCUCUUCCCAGGGCUAAACCAAACUAGACCAUCUUGGAGGCAAUGGUGAAGGGUUUUGAAAUGAAAUUCAGAGCCCUUGGGACCCCCUGACUGAACAAGGCAUCAGAAUCCAUUUCCUUUGCUCUGUAGCCCUUCCUCCCAGUCCUUAUCCAACCGAGGCGUGUUCUCAAAUCGGGCCCAAUAUCUUGGCCUCUCCAGGGAUAUUCAUCCGCCAGCUGGCCUCCAGGGGACAAGAAUAAGUACUCCAAAGACUUGGCCUUCUGGAUACCAUUAUGCCACUCUAUGAACCUUUCAUGGAUAUAUCCAUCACUCAGCUCACUCAGCUUUGUCUUUUGCCCCAAGACCACCAGGCUCUUCCUCUUCCCCACCCACCCAGAAUGGAUCCAGUUCCAGACUUGACUGUCCACUGGCUCCCUCCUGUAGUAACAGCCAUCCAUCCCUCACACCAUCCUCCCUAGAGUACUUACCUGUUUAGAAGUCACAUCCUCAAACCCCU